Impatiens glandulifera is the source of this 3340-nucleotide messenger RNA. RefSeq names its product leucine-rich repeat receptor protein kinase HPCA1-like. Gene Ontology annotation, biological process: protein phosphorylation. The transcript is spliced from 18 exons. The coding region runs from base 288 to 3143 and encodes 951 amino acids. The record is from RefSeq and is a predicted model, not a curated record. Lineage: Eukaryota; Viridiplantae; Streptophyta; Magnoliopsida; Ericales; Balsaminaceae. Gene Ontology annotation, molecular function: protein kinase activity; protein binding; ATP binding.
AACGGCCGGCUUACUUACGUUUACCAUUAAAAUAAGAUUUGUGUUUCAUUCUGGAUAUAUGUAUUUGGUAGGAAUUCUUCGACAAACGUGGUAUGACUUGGCGGUUGUCGUUGUGGGUGGGGCUUUGAAUAUUUAUUAUUAUACUGAGUCAAAGAAAUUGGAAAUGGGUACCAUGAAUAAAUCAAAGAUGAUUGGAUAUAUUCUCUUUGAAGAGUUUAUACUUCAUACAGAAGAGAGAAGACAGGAAGCUCAAAACUUGGAAAAGAGUUUAUCGAUCUUCAUGAAAGAUGGGUACUCGAGAAUUAAUCUUGCUGGUCUUAAUCUCUACUCAAACUCUGCUGGUAUCUGUUCAGUCACAAACAAAUAGUUUGGAUUUUACGGCCUUAAAGGCUCUGAAGGAUGCGUGGAAGAACAUACCACCUAGCUGGGUUGGGACAGAUCCAUGUGGAAGUAAAUGGGAUGGAAUUGGCUGCACAAAUUCACGCAUUACUACUAUAACAUUAGCAAGUAUGGGCAUAGGUGGUCAACUUACUGGAGAUAUCGCAUCCAUGGUUGAAUUGCUGACACUAGAUCUUUCGUAUAACCCGGACAUGUCUGGGCCUAUUCCUCCAUUAAUUGGAAGCUUGAAGAAGCUAACAACCUUAAUUCUGCAGGGAUGUAGUUUCUCUGGUCAAAUUCCAGACACCAUAGGAUCAUUGCCGCAGCUCUACACUCUGUCCCUGAAUUCAAACAAACUAACAGGGCAGAUCCCUCCAUCGCUUGGUAGCUUGUCUAAUCUAUAUUGGCUGGAUCUUGCUGAAAAUAGUCUCAGUGGAACUAUUCCCAUCUCUAAUGCAACUUCUCCUGGUCUUGAUCAGUUGUUUAGCACAAAACACUUUCAUUUUGGAAGGAAUCAACUCUCUGGCACAAUCCCACCUCAACUUUUCAAUUCAAACAUGUCGCUGAUACACUUGCUCUUUGAAAACAAUCUAUUGUCAGGCAGCAUCCCUUCGACGAUAGGACUUCUUAGCCACUUGGAAGUGCUUCGCCUCGAUAGGAACGGGUUAAGCGGAAAUGUGCCAUUGAACAUCACCGGUCUCACUGGUGUCCAUGAAUUUUACUUGUCCAACAAUCAACUUACUGGCCCUAUUCCUAAUCUUGGAAGCCUGGUUGGCCUCAAUUACUUGGAUUUGAGUAAUAACUCUUUUGAUGUGUCAACUUUCCCUUCUUGGUAUUCAAGUUUAUCAUCUCUCACGACGUUGACAAUGGAAAACACACAACUCAUAGGCCAAGUUCCUUCUGCAGUUUUCAGCAUUCCUCAGCUACAAUCUGUUGUUUUGAGAAACAACAAACUAAAUGGAACAUUGGAUGUGGGUUCGGGCACCAGCAACCAACUGCAGCUUGUGGAUUUGCAAAACAACAGCAUUGGUGCAUUUACAGAUAGACCUGGGAUAAGAUUUCAGAUAAUACUUUCUGGAAAUCCCAUUUGUGAUGGAGAUGUGAAAACAUACUGCAGCCCUCCACAGUCUGGCCCCCCUUAUUCUUCGCCCACGAAUAAUUGUAUCCCUCCAACCUGUUCUUUGGCUGAUCAAGCUUCAAGUCCCAACUGUCAAUGCUCAUACCCAUACACUGGCAAUAUAAAUCUCAGAGCUCCUUCCUUUGCGGGUAUUGGAAACUCGACUAUAUAUGCAAUACUUCAGAACUCCAUCAUGAGUUCUCUCAACAACUUCGGCCUUCCUGUGGAUUCAGUUUCUCUGAGCAAUCCAACCAGAAAUAUAGAUUACCUAGUUAUUAAACUUGCAGUUUUCCCAUCAGGCUCAGACCGUUUCAAUAGAACAGGAAUUUUAUCAAUAGGGUUUGCUCUGAGUAACCAAACGUAUAAGCCACCUCCCAUUUUUGGACCUUACUUAUUUGGGGCUUCACCUUACAAAUACUUUGAAGUUGCAACUGCAUCGAGCAAGUUGAAUACAGGCAUUAUAAUUGGAGCAGUUGUUGGUGGGUUUGUUCUCGUGGUGUUGGCUAUCCUUGCAGGAGUCUAUGCAUUCCGUCAAAAGAAAAGGGCUGAAAAGGCAGACAAGCAGAACAAUCCUUUCGCUGCCUGGAAUCCCGACAAAAGUAGUGGUAGCAUUCCUCAGCUGAAAGGAACCAAGGCCUUCACAUUUGAACAGAUGAAGAAAUAUUCAAGUAAUUUCUCAGAGGUCAAUGAGAUUGGAACUGGCGGUUAUGGGAAGGUUUAUAGGGGAACUCUUCCAGAUGGGAAAAUGGUUGCAAUUAAAAGAGCAAUGAAAGGAUCCAUGCAAGGAGCAGUUGAGUUCAAAAGUGAGAUUGAGCUUUUAUCAAGAGUCCACCACAAGAAUGUUGUCAGCCUAGUCGGUUUCUGUUUCGAUCAAAGCGAGCAAAUGCUUGUCUACGAGUACAUCGCAAAUGGUCCUCUAAAGGAUAGCCUUACAGGGAAAUCAGGUUUCAAGUUGGAUUGGAUGAGGAGGCUUCGGAUAGCCCUCGGGGCAGCUAGGGGCUUGCAAUAUUUGCAUGAGCUUGCUGAUCCCCCAAUCAUACAUAGGGAUAUCAAGUCCAACAAUAUCUUACUAGACGACCGCUUAAAUGCUAAGGUUGCAGAUUUCGGUCUCUCCAAGGCUGUUGGAGACCCUGAUCAAACACAUAUCAGUACCCAAGUCAAGGGCACUUUGGGAUACAUGGACCCGGAAUAUUACAUGACGAAUCAAUUGACUGAUAAGAGCGAUGUUUAUAGCUUUGGAGUGACUUUGCUGGAACUGAUAACUGCAAAGCAGCCGAUAGAGAAAGGCAAAUACAUAGUAAAAGAAGUGCGGCAAAGAAUGGACAAGACUAAAGCUCUUUACGACAUUCAAGAAGUUAUCGACCCUUUGCUCUUGGGGACAACACUGAAAGGCUUGGAGAGGUUCGUUGAAGUUGCUAUGAGAUGUGUUAUGGAUACAGGAGCCGAGAGGCCAACGAUGGGGCAAAUCGUGAAAGAAAUUGAGAGCAUAAUGCAAUUGGCUGGCAUUAAUCCCGACUAUGAAUCCUCAUCCACGACCACGUCUGCAACCUAUGAAGGGACUAGCCAACCGUUUACCCAUCCUUAUGGUGAUGAAAGCCUAUUUAUGUAUAGUGGGGUUUUCCCACCUUCAAGUUUGGAGCCAAAGUGAAGAAGAAAAUUGUUCAUUUUGAUGUGAAUAAAAAAAUGUUGGAAUCUUUUGAAAACAGGUUGGAUGAUCUUGUUUUUGUUAUGUUUAUGAUUGUUAUACUUCCACGCGAGUUGUUGGUCUCGCAAUUGUUUAUACAAUGAAUUUGGAACAUGUAGAAUGUAUAAUUUAUACAAAGAUUUUAACUAUUUUCAGUUUGU